CACUCUUCGUGUUAACAACGAACACACAACACCUACAUUUAUCAAUAUUCAAAAUUAUUUUGUUCGACAUCUAACUACAUCGCUUCGAUCAGGUACAAUAUUAGUCUGCCGACAGCUGUUGUAUCUGUGCAAGUAGAUAUCUUCUUCUCCCCAACAUUCAUCUACAAAAUCAUCGUCACGUCAAGACAUUUGUCCAAACAUAAAGCUCAGAACGGUUUUAGUUUUGAACGACGAUAUCCAUUCAUCAAAUUUAUAAACUAUGAUGCAUUAUCAGAAUGUGGUAGUUAUCAUAUUAACAUUCAAUCUGAUGGUAGACUGCGCACCAAGGGCUCCUGAAGUUAUAGAAUGGCACACCCAAAAUCACUUUUGCGGCUCAGCCAUCCCGAUUAUUAUGGGGCUAAUUUGCAAAGUCCCCGAGCGUAUCCCUCCUAAACAGGUUGAAGAUACUAACCGUCGAGUACGGCGCAAUAUCGUUGACGAAUGCUGUAAGGCUCCGUGCAGCCUAAUUUACAUGCAAUCCUAUUGCCAUGAAGAUCUCGAAAAAACUAGCACGGAUAAACAGAUUAUCAGGUACACAUAAUAGAAUUAAAGAUCACCAGCAAUAUAACAACAGACAACUUCAACAACUACAACAUCAGGACCAAUAGCUACAACCACUAGACUGGCUCCAAUGUAAUUAAGAUCCCAGCUAAGGGACAAAAGAUUUGUGAUUUUUGCUGUACCGAUUAUUUCAAACAAAAUAAAUAUUUUUAUUUAUAUUUA
Acyrthosiphon pisum (pea aphid) is the source of this 762-nucleotide messenger RNA. RefSeq names its product bombyxin B-8-like. The record is from RefSeq and is a predicted model, not a curated record. Gene Ontology annotation, cellular component: extracellular region. The transcript is spliced from 6 exons. Gene Ontology annotation, molecular function: hormone activity. Lineage: Eukaryota; Metazoa; Arthropoda; Insecta; Hemiptera; Aphididae. The coding region runs from base 260 to 580 and encodes 106 amino acids.